Messenger RNA from Phycomyces blakesleeanus NRRL 1555(-), 879 nucleotides. RefSeq lists its product as hypothetical. Gene Ontology annotation, biological process: intracellular signal transduction; negative regulation of glycogen biosynthetic process; protein phosphorylation. The transcript is spliced from 5 exons. NCBI's taxonomy places the organism in Eukaryota, Fungi, Mucoromycota, Mucoromycetes, Mucorales, Phycomycetaceae. The record is from RefSeq and is a predicted model, not a curated record. Gene Ontology annotation, molecular function: protein serine/threonine kinase activity; ATP binding. Gene Ontology annotation, cellular component: nucleus; cytoplasm; cytosol. The coding region runs from base 1 to 879 and encodes 292 amino acids.
AUGCUGGUGGGAUCUUGUGGCCCAUCAGUAGAAACGCCGCAAGAUAUGAUAAAGUCCGAGGUGGUUUGGCAUCCCUUGGACGAUUACGUUAUACUGAGUACCUUGGGUCAGGGAACCUACGGUACUGCCCAACUUGGGUACCGAAAGGAUGAUGCUGAACAGGUUGUAAUCAAAAGCAUUGAUAAGGCACGAAUUUUAGUUGAAGCUUGGACUAGGGACCGUCGAGUGGGUCUGAUACCAACGGAGAUACACGUGCUGAAAACACUACAGAACAAUCCGCACAAUAACUGCUGUCGUCUUUUGACCCACAUGGAAGACCAGGAUAAUUACUAUGUUGUAAUGGAACUUCUCGGCGAUGGAAUGGACUUAUUUGAUUAUAUCGAACUGAACGAACACAUGACCGAAAAGGAAAUCAAAAGAAUCUUCCGUCAGACGGCAGACGCUGUUGGACAUCUCCACCAGAACAGAAUCAUUCACCGUGACAUCAAGGAUGAAAACAUCAUUCUCGAUGGUUCUGGGACGGUCCAACUGAUUGACUUUGGUUGUGCAGCAUAUUCUCGAAAGGGAAAAAAGUUUGACACAUUCACGGGAACACUCGAAUACUGUGCGCCCGAAGUAUUAAAAGGUGUUCCAUACGAGGGUCCACCACAGGACAUCUGGAGUCUGGGCAUUCUUCUGUACACCCUCGUCUACAGAGAGAAUCCGUUUUAUUCGAUUGAUGAAAUACUUGAAGGAGAUCUUCGAGUGCCGCCUACCGAAUUUACAGGUAAUUUCAGACAUAUGGGGCUGUUGUUGAAUAUGCUUGAAAGACGGGUAGAAAGUAGAUACACCAUUAAUCAGGUACUGAGUGAUCCUUGGUUAGAGUUGGACCACACUUGA